AUGUAUCCUGUGGAUGGGCGACCAGCGCACUCCGUACCAGGCUCAUCGAAGCUGGUGACGCCCAAUGAGCCUGUAGGACCAGUCUUCCGGCCAGUGUCCACACCGGCAUGGGUCAAUCCUUCGCCGGCAGGACGGAAGGAAGAGAAGAACUCAGAAGUGGAAGCUGAGCGCCUCUGGUGGUCGGAUGCUUGCGAGCGGCAGAUGAAGGAUCUCCAGAGCGCGUUCAGCACGGAGUUCAGCCGUCUCGCGGACCGCCUCACCCGGGACAUCGCCGGCUGCGAGCAGAAGUUGGAGCAGCUCGUGGCCAACGAGAGCAACCAGAGGGCCCAUGCGCUGGCGGAGAUCCGGCGUGAGUCCGACAGCCAGGGCACCGAACUCUCGGAGCUCAUCCGGUCGCAGCAAGAUUUCAAAGACCAGCUGAACUCCCUGCAGGCCUCAUUGUGGCUUCGCUCCGGAGCCGAGGCAGACCUGGAGCAGCUCCAGAAGGAGGUGCAGGAGACCCGGGACUCUCUCCAGGCCCUCCAGUCGAGGCCCAUCAUCGCAGAGGUGCCGGCGGACGCCAGCCCGAGCCAGAAGGUUCAGCAGCUGGAAGCAAGCCUCGUCGACCUCCGCCGUGACAUGGUGGCCUGUGUCGACUCCCAGGAGCAGGCGGAGAAGCUGCUUCAGUCUCUGCAGAGAGAUUGCUCCGAGGUGCAGGAGAAGGUUCGCCUCCAGAGCCAGGCGAGCGAGGAGCAGCGCUCCCUGCACCAGGUCAUCUCGAAGAGCGCCGGGGAUCUCGGCCGCGGAAUCGAGGAGGUGUCGACUGCGAUGAUGCAGGCAGAGAGCAACCUGCGACAGGAGAUCCAGAAGGCGGACGGUGAGCUGCGGGCGGAGCUUGUGGAGGAGAUGGAGGCCCGCUUCAAGCAGUUUGCCCAGAGCCUGACGGACGAGCGCGACUCACGGCUUCGUGAGUCCGGAAUUCUCAAGACACGCGUCGACUCGGUGUACAACAGACUGGAGCAGAUGGAGCCCAGCGGCACAUCGCAGGAGAUGAGUGAGACCAAGAUGUCCGUGCAGGAAACGAAGAGCGAGCUCGCGCAGCUGCAGUCCGCCCUAGGGCUGCUGGCAGCGGAGUGCCGGAGGACGGCCGCCGGAUCGCCCACAGCAGCAAAGGAUAGCGAAAUCCAGCAAGUCUCCGAUGCAGCCUUGCGGCUGCGUGUGGAGGCCUUGGAGGUGCAAGCAGACAGCCAGGUGCCACGCUCGCUGCAGCUGGAAUCACAGGUGAAGGACCUGCGUGGUGCGAUGGCGCCCAUGGGCAACCGCGUUCAGGCUCUGGAGGCCGAGCUGCGCAAGUGGGACCGGGACACCACCACGGCGCGGCUCAACGCCGCCGAGGCGGAGAUCACCCGACUUGGGCGGGACAACACCGCCAUAGAAGGCCUGAGGGUGGACGUGGAGGUGUUGAAGCGCAAGCUCGUCCGGGAACCGACGGCGUCCGAGCGGUUGCCGCGGCUCGUGACCCGCCGAUUGAUCUCCGAGGAUCUGCGGAACAGAGUUGGCCUGCUGGUGAGCAAUGUCCACGACACCGUGGCCCGGACCUUGCCUGGCGACGUUGAGGGGACCGUGAAUUCCGACAGCACAGUGUCGGCUCCUUCCGGUGGGGCGAGGUCCGGGGAGGCGGAGAUGGAGCAGUUGGCCCAGCUCCUGCAGGGCGAGGAGGACGUGGCAGGGAACAAGCAGCUCAUUGCUGCGAUCCAGGCCCUGAGGGAGAAGAACUCUGAGCUCCAUGAGAAGAACGCCGAGCUGGCGCAGGAAGCGCUGGUGCGCGACAGCGUGCAGCAUGUGCAGCUUCCCCGCGCCACCUGGCAGCCCGGAGAGCCACAGCUCCACACCUACAGGUCGGCAAUGCCCGAUCCUAUGAAUCCUGUGGCGGUGGUUCAAGGAGGCACAGUUCAGGUUCCUCCAAAUCGGGAAGUGCUUGGUGCUGGUGGCUCCGUUUUGAUGAUGCCGGGAGGCUCCUGCGUGUCGGGUACAAUGCCGGCUUCGGGCAUGGUGCAUUCAGGUUCGGUCCUCGUGUCUCGAGGAUCCGUCCAGGUCGGUCCAACUGGCGUUCCGCGCACAAACUCGCCACGGAGGGAGGCGUCCAAAGAAAACGCAGGUGGUGUGGUGCGAUCUUUGACGCCUGUGGCGGGCUUCACAGAUCAAGCGCAACACGUGCGGGGAGCUUCGCCCGAGCGCCGGGCCACCGUCGUCGUGACGGGCGUGCCGCCAGGCGCGAUGGCUGUUCAACAGCCGAUGCCUGGCUGGCGUGCAAAGCACACCUAA
Messenger RNA from Symbiodinium natans, 2304 nucleotides. The record is from the annotation of a GenBank genome assembly. Lineage: Eukaryota; Dinophyceae; Suessiales; Symbiodiniaceae.